AUGGAAGUGCCCAUCAAGAAAGCCCUCACAUUCUCCGACAUCGAUAUCACCCACCCAUUCCUCACAUUGUCCAGACAGCAAGUUGAGGCCAAUAUCGUGGUCCACAUGACACCUCAGCAGCAGGACCACCUAAGAGCCGAGGGCCAGGUCAGCUUCGAUGCCCAUGACGAUGACACAAACGAAAUCUCCUCCAUGAAGCUCAAAUGGCGCGGGAGCUACUACAACCUCAUCGGCAAGUGGGGCAAAGUCGUUCGCACCAAGCGACUCGAGGUCGGGCAGGAAAUCAAACUACGGUGGCAAUAA
This is a messenger RNA of Striga hermonthica, 303 nucleotides long. NCBI's taxonomy places the organism in Eukaryota, Viridiplantae, Streptophyta, Magnoliopsida, Lamiales, Orobanchaceae. The record is from the annotation of a GenBank genome assembly.